Messenger RNA from Pimephales promelas (fathead minnow), 873 nucleotides. It is a transcript of the gene hist2h2l, whose product is annotated as histone 2, H2, like. The record is from RefSeq and is a predicted model, not a curated record. Gene Ontology annotation, molecular function: protein heterodimerization activity; DNA binding; structural constituent of chromatin. NCBI's taxonomy places the organism in Eukaryota, Metazoa, Chordata, Actinopteri, Cypriniformes, Leuciscidae. Gene Ontology annotation, cellular component: nucleosome.
UAUGCGCAGUUCGUGUAUACCACAACGAUUCUGUGACAGUUGAGCUUUUGUGAAAAACCGAAACAAUGCCUGAACCUGCGAAGUCAGCGCCCGCACCCAAAAAGGGGUCUAAAAAAGCUGUCACCAAGACCCAGAAGAAAGGGGAUAAAAAAAGGCGUAAGACCAGGAAAGAGAGUUACGCCAUUUACGUGUAUAAAGUACUGAAACAAGUCCACCCGGACACCGGCAUCUCCUCAAAAGCUAUGGGCAUCAUGAACUCGUUUGUAAACGACAUCUUCGAGCGCAUCGCCGGAGAAGCCUCGCGCCUGGCGCAUUACAACAAGCGCUCCACUAUCACAUCCCGGGAGAUCCAGACGGCCGUGCGCCUGCUCCUGCCGGGAGAACUGGCCAAACACGCCGUGUCCGAGGGCACUAAGGCCGUGACCAAAUACACCAGCUCCAAGUGAAAGUGAACUAACAAGAUGGACUGUACUCUCAUCCUUAAGGAUGGAAGACGAAAACCAUCCACUGUUGUUGUUUGAUGUCCGCAUGAGGGGACUUCUGGUUCAUCUGGAGCGAAACGCAGCUCUGGAAGAGCGCACACACACAGACUCACACACAGUUCUUUCCAUCUGUAUAACACCAACAUUCACCUGAGGUUGUUCAUGUUUGAUCGUUUUUGCACGUGAACACUUGUACUGUUAUGGCAUAUGAUCGUCAUGUGUUAACUCAAAUUACCGGAAGGAAACACUGUGGCUUUGGUUUUUAUUGAUUUCUUGUAUAAAAAUUUGCUGUACUGUAUUCAUACUGGAAAAAAUGUCUUAUGCCUGAAUGUUUCUUCAUAAUUACCCUGCCAUUUACCACAAAUAAAUAUUGGUUAAUGGCAACAACAAC